Molecule: messenger RNA, 258 nt
Organism: Dama dama (fallow deer)
Lineage: Eukaryota; Metazoa; Chordata; Mammalia; Artiodactyla; Cervidae
Product: small cysteine and glycine repeat-containing protein 9-like
Exons: 1
Coding region: 1-258 (85 amino acids)
Source: RefSeq, a predicted model, not a curated record
AUGGGCUGCUGUGGUUGUGGAAGUUGCGGCGGCGGCUGCGGCGGGGGCUGCGGCGGGGGCUGCGGCGGCGGCUGCAACAGCUGCAGAUGCUACCGGGUGGGCUGCUGCACCAGCUGCUGCCCCUGCUGCUACGGCUGCUGCGGGGGCUGCUGCAGCGUCCCCGUGGUCUGCUGCCACCGCCGCACCUGCAGCUGCAACUCGUGUGGGAAGGGCUGCUGCCAGCAGAAGUGCAGCUGCCACAAGCAGUGCUGCCACUAG